Molecule: messenger RNA, 142 nt
Organism: Penicillium egyptiacum
Lineage: Eukaryota; Fungi; Ascomycota; Eurotiomycetes; Eurotiales; Aspergillaceae
Source: the annotation of a GenBank genome assembly
UGUUUCGGCCGAUGGUUUUGCCUGCCCGCCGCUUAUUAUUUUAAGCGCAAAGCAAGCUUUACUACGCUGGUUUGGUACUAUUAAAGAGGACGAGCACCUAGCUAUAACUGAUACUGGCUAUAUCAAUGACACCUUAGCCUAU